Molecule: messenger RNA, 5186 nt
Organism: Vanrija pseudolonga
Lineage: Eukaryota; Fungi; Basidiomycota; Tremellomycetes; Trichosporonales; Trichosporonaceae
Gene: snf5
Product: SWI/SNF chromatin-remodeling complex subunit snf5
Exons: 3
Coding region: 1-5022 (1673 amino acids)
Biological process (GO): positive regulation of pseudohyphal growth by positive regulation of transcription from RNA polymerase II promoter; chromatin remodeling
Cellular component (GO): nuclear chromosome; nucleus
Molecular function (GO): transcription coregulator activity
Source: RefSeq, a predicted model, not a curated record
AUGGACCCCCGCCUCUUCCAGCAACAGUUUCUUCAGCAACAGGCGCAGCAGCAGCAACAACAGCAGCAGCAGCAGCAGCAGCAACAGCAACAGCAGUUCAACUUCAACCCUCAGUCAAUACCUGGCAUCCCCGGUGGAACUGGAGAUCCAGGUCCUUCCUCGAUGGCGCAACAGCAGCUGCAACAUCAACUCCAGCAACAGCUCCAACAGCAGCUGAUGCAAUCCCAAGCCCAGCAACAGGCGGGCACCGGCGCGCCGGCGCGCCCUCCUUUCAACCCGGCCCAGUUGCAAAAUCUGCAACCUCAGCAGCUCGCAAUGCUCCAGCGCAUGGCGCAGGUCCAGCAGCAGGGCGCCAUGGCCAACGGCGGCCAGCUCAACCCUCAGCAAAUGCAGAUGGCCAUGGCUGGGCUGCAAGCGCAGGCUCAAAACGUCAACCCUCAGCUUCUGGCAGCAGCCAUGCGCGGUGGCAUCCCUCCUGCCCAGCUUGCUCAGCUGGGCCAGUUGGGUCAGCAGCAGCUCGCCAACCAGAUGGGCAUGCCGCAGGGUGCAGCCGGUUUGAAUCAGAACGCCGUGCAGGCGCUGCAAGCGCAGCGGCUACAGCAGUUGAUGCAGCAGCAGCAGCAGCAGCAGCAGGCCCAGCAGCAGGCCCAGCAGCAAGGCCAGCCCGGACAACAGCAGCCCGGCAUGACGCCAGAAAUGGCGGCGCGGUUGCAGAUGCAAGGCCGUAGUUCGCCUGCAGUUGGAUCCCCUGCGCGUCCUCCAGCACUGCAGCCCGGCAGCAUGCCUCCUCCCGCACUUCCAGCAGGUGCUUCGCCUCGCCCACCCAACAUGGCGCCUCCUGGACAGGUUCGACCGAACCCAACGCCCAUGCAAUUGUCUUUGACGCCUCAGCAGCAGCAAAUGAUAUCUCUGCAGCGCACGCAGAUGAUGAACAACCCUCAGUGGAAGAAUCUGCCUCAGCAUCAACAGCAGCAACAGUUGGCGCUGAUGCAGCAGGGGUUGGUUAGGAUGUUCGUCGCGCAACAGCAGCAACAGCAGAUUUUGCAACAGCAGCAAGGACAGCAGCAACAGCAGCCACCGCAGCAGCCCCAGCAGCCCCAGCAGCCACCAACACCACAACAGCAGCAGCCGUCAACCCCUCAGCAGACCAAUCCGCCGACACCUGUUCAGGUCAACCAGAGCCCCGUACCUGCACACCUGUCUGGCAUCCCCCAGCACCUCGUUCCUCAGCGGCCGGCUUCAUCGGCAUCACAACGGGCACCUUCGCCUCACCCCUCGAUGGGACCAGGGUCACCUGCUGUUCGACCAGCGGCCACACCACCUCCCGCGAUGGCGGGCACUCCUCAAGCGACUGGCGCGCCUUCCCCUGCCCCCUCUAACCACUCCAACUUCAACGUCCCACCAACUCCUCAGAAUGUGACGCAGUCGCCGAUGCCUCCUCACGUCGAGGGUAUCCCCGGACAAGUACCAGGCGUGCAGCCUCUGAGCAUCAACGGCCAGCCGGGACAGAGCCCAUUCGGACAAAUGCAGCCGCAGACUCCGCAGGCGAUGAACGCCAUCCAGGCGCUUCAACAGCAUGCCCAGAAUGCCCAGACCAUGCUCCAUGGAGCCCCCAACAACGCCGGUCAGCAAGCACCGCCAGGGUUCCCUCCAGGAGGGUUCCCUCCCGGUGUCCCGCCCGGAGCUCUGCAGAACAUGUCUCCACAGCAUCAGCAACAGAUGGCCCAGGCCAUGAACUUCUUCUCCCAGGCUGCUCAAGGUCAAGGACAAGGUGCUGGCCCUGGGCAGUCACCUAUCCGUCCUCCUGGGGCGCCUGCUGGGAUGCCUGGACCGGGCCAGCCGAUUCGCCCCCCGCCUGGCAUCAACCCUGCCGAGUUCCCAUUCGACGCCAGAUUACUGCCUUACCUGCAACACGUCGGCAACCCCAGAUGGAGAGAGGAGAUGCAGCAGAGAAAUCCGGCUCUUCUGCAAGAAGUGCAAAACGUCGCUCAGCGCAUCCAGAGUGGCCAGAUCCGACCCGAAAUCCUGCAAAGAAUGCAGCAGUUCUUUGUCUACAUGCAGAGACUCAACGCAAACCGACCAGGCGGUCCCGGCCAGCAACCCGGUGCCGCACCACCAGGACAGCCACAGCUCGGCCCAGGUGGGGCACCAGGCUUCCCAGGUGCUCCACCAGCGCAGCCUAACGCUCAGACGCCAAGUGGCAUCCCCCCAGCGCAACAGCAGCGUGUAUGGGGAGCGCAGGGACAGGCUGGGUCUCCAGCUACCCCAACAGGCAUCCGCCCUCCACCCCCACAUCUGCCACCCAAUGUGGGAGCUCCCGAGUCUCCGAGCGCCGCGCAGUCAAGCCUACUCGCACGGCGGGUGUCCGCAAAGCAGCAGGAGAAGGCGGCCCGCGAGACUGCUAUGCCACCACCGACGUUCAUCCCAACACAUGGCGGCACGCCUACUCGGACGCAGCCACCUGAGCAGCCUCCCACGGCCGCCGCUCCCAACGCCCUUCCUGUCAAGGAGUGGGAGGCUGCCCUCCGACUUGACAUUCCUACGACAGGCAUCACGGCGUUGCCCAUGAGCGAAGACACCGACGACAACACCUUCGGUGGCAAGCUGCCGGCAAUGUCGGAGCGCGAAAAGGAAGAUGUCAAGGAGUGGCUCGCGCGCGACAAGGAGUUUGCGACCAAGGUCCCGAAGCACCGAGAGAAGAUGGCCGCAAAGAUUACGCGGUGGGCCGCAAUGGAAGAGAGCCAGACCCCAUGGUGGGUGCUGCGCAAGGGCGAGUCAAUUCGCCGCCCUACCGGAGCCAUCUCCAUCAUCUACCCUACCGAGAAGGCGCAGCAGCGUACCAAGGCCCGCAAGCGCCGCGAGGUUCGGUUUACCCCUCAGCAGCUCAAGUCCAUGGCCGACGUCGAAGACCACAUCGUUCCCGUCCGUCUCGACCUUGAGCACGACCACCACCGGCUGAGCGACACCUUCAUGUGGAACUGCUCCGACACGGUCGUGACGCCAGAGCUCUUCGCCCAAACAAUCUGUGACGACUUCAAGCUUCCCGGUGGCCAGUUUAUCCCCAAGAUUGUGGCAGCCAUCAAGGAGCGCGUGCGAGAGUACCAAGACCAGGUGCUUCCGAUUCACGCCCGUCAACCGGCGGGACCCACUGGACGCGGUAUCAUCGAUCUCGAUGACGCCGAAGGUCACUCGAUCUUGGAAGUCUUCCGCCGCGCUCACGAGAGCGACGACGAGGUCAAGACGGACGAAGGUGCGGAUCAGGACGACUCGCACAUCCGCAUCGUCUCGUUCGACGACGAGGUGGAUGACAAGAUCAUGACCGUGGACGAGGCCAUGGCGUGUCUCCCGGCAACAACCGCCACCGACGACGACGAGCUGCGCAUCCUCAUCAAGGUGGAUAUCAUCGUCGGCACACAAAACCUGUCAGACACCUUUGAGUGGGACCUCAACUCGACAGUGUCGCCAGAGGAGUUUGCCGUCUCGUACUGCAAGGACCUCGGCCUGAGUGGCGAGUUUGUCACGGCCAUCUCGCACGACAUCCACGAGCAGAUUGUCACGCACCAGCGGUCACUUUUCCUCGUCGGCCACACCCCCGGCUCGGGUAGCAUUCUCAACGACGACGUGCGCGGCGCUUUCCUGCCUCCGCUCACUGCGGCGUUACGCAAGGAGGACGUUGCCAUGUCCAACUUUACGCCAGUGCUUGCCAACUUUACCGAAGCCGAUGUCCUGGCGAUCGAAAAGGAGCGCGAGAGGGAAAGCAAACGCAAAAAGCGUGCCACAAGAGGUCGUCGUGGCGUGGUUCUUCCUGAUCGCGAGCCACUCAAGACCUUCCGCACUCUGCUCCACUCUGCCAUCGACGCAAGUGUCGUCGCGGCUGCCGAGGCAACAAUCGUCCCUGCGCCGGUCAUCAACAGCAUGCGACGAGCGGCCGCUAUCGCUGCCCAGGCCAACAUCAACCUGGCUCUGCAAGACCUGCCACUCCCAGCACCCCCUUCGCCCCCUGUUGCGCCGCCAACGCGCAAUCCUCGUGGCCGCCCCCCUCGCUUCCCUCGUGGUGGCUCUAGGGCGUCGCCAAGCUCGACACGGGAAGGCUCUGUCAUCAACGGAGAUCACAGCACACCCACAGUUGGGCACAAGCGUGGUCUGCGCGAAGAGCCGGAGAACGAAGCUGGCUCGCCUCUGCCACCUCGCAAGCGACACAACGGCCGCGUUGCCGACAGCCCGGACGUCCAAGACGUUGUCAAGGCCGAGGACGGUGGGCCGACGCUGGCGCCAGCUGCCCCCACCGACUCGGGCCGCGCCUCGGUCAAGGCCGCCACUCCGGUCCCCAUCAAGUCUUGGCACUGCAAGAACUGCGGCGUGCCCGAGACGCUCGCCGGUGGCAGAGGCAAGAGCCUGAGUGGAGAGUUGGAGCUCUGCGCCAAGUGUGCCGACUACCUCCGCCGCACAGGUCGAAACCGUGAGGUCGAGUACAACGAGGACGAGGAGUACCACCGCAAGCUCGAGGAUGCCGAGGAGGGCCCAGCCGACAGCCAGCCUGCAUUCGAGUUGCCAACUACGGUCGGCAAUGGUACACCCUCGCCAAAGAAGCGCAGCAGGUUUGAUGAAGAGGAGUCGGAUCAGUCGUCCGACUCGGACUCGGCGUCGGACUCGGACUCAGACUCGGCGUCCCGGCGGAAGAAGGCCAAGGCUGCUGCAAAGGCUGCAUCUGCUCGCGCCACGCCGGCGACGCCCGCCCCUCCACCAGUAGCGCCAGUGCCACCUGCGUGGGCUCUCAAGGCACACGAGGACAUGAAGCAAAAGUACUCGGACCACAACUUUGCUAUUAUCCAAAAGGCGCGCGCACCAGAUGCACCAACUUCGGGACCGGUCGAGUGGCGUGUCAAGUGCAUGGACUGCCCCGGCCGCAUCUACACGCUUGGCCCUGGCGAGUCGCUGGCCAACUUUGAAGUGCACUUGAAAAACCGGGCGCACAACGCCAACGUACAGACACGUAUCGAUGCGAGCAAGGGCCGCAAGUGAGCGACGUGAAACACUGAGUCCGCAUUUCAUAUCAUCUCUCAUUGGGCGCGCAUGAGCGCAGACGAGGCGGAUACCCCCAUAUAAACAAACCACGUAGAGCUGUGACAGUACACAGCAUCAAUGGACUGCGGUCCGAGGAGGGAAGAAGGACAUGAUAGAGCCUG